CGGAGGUUGGCGCCGGUCGGGUGCUGGACGGGCGGCGCUCUCCGGUGGUCAGUUUCCUGUCUGCUGCGGCGGGACCCGGCAGCGAGGGGCGACACCAGCGGCGGGGAACGGACGAAGGGUAAGCACUGGUCCACGACGGAGGCGGCCCCGCGGGCUCCUGCGCUCAAGUCUGGACCGGCGGACCCAGCUGCUGACGGCGGCGGAAGCCGGAGCCCGGCCUCUUUUGUGCGGGACAUGGAGGUGUUGCCAUGGUGAUGGCGGUGGAAAACAGCGUGGUGCGGGUCGUGGUGCGGGUGCGGCCCCCCACCCCGAGGGAGUUGGAGAGUCAGCGGCGGCCUGUGGUUCAGGUGGUGGAUGAGCGGGUGCUGGUGUUUGACCCUGAGGAGCCCGAUGGGGGCUUCCUUGGCCUGAAAUGGGGCAGCGUUCCUGAUGGCCCCAAGAAGAAGGGUAAAGACCUGACGUUUGUCUUUGACCGGGUCUUUGGUGAGGCGGCCACCCAACAGGACGUGUUCCAUCACACCACCCACAGCAUCCUGGACAGCUUCCUCCAGGGCUACAACUGCUCAGUGUUUGCCUAUGGGGCCACCGGGGCCGGGAAGACACACACCAUGCUGGGAAGAGAGGGGGACCCCGGCAUCAUGUACCUGACCACCAUGGAACUGUACAGAAGGCUCGAGGCCUGCCGGGAGGAGAAGAAACUCGAGGUGCUCAUCAGCUACCAGGAGGUGUACAAUGAGCAGAUCCACGACCUCCUGGAGCCCAAGGGGCCCCUUACCAUCCGUGAGGACCCCGACAAGGGGGUGGUGGUGCAAGGGCUUUCCUUCCACCAGCCGACCUCAGCUGAGCAGCUGCUGGGGAUGCUGACCAGGGGGAACCGUAACCGCACGCAGCACCCCACUGACGUCAACGCUACGUCCUCCCGCUCCCAUGCCAUCUUCCAGAUCUUCGUGAAGCAGCAGGACCGGAUCCCAGGUCUGACUCAGGCCCUUCGGGUGGCCAAGAUGAGCCUGAUUGACCUGGCUGGCUCGGAGCGGGCGUCCAGCACCCACGCCAAGGGGGAGCGGCUGCGGGAGGGAGCCAGCAUUAACCGCUCGCUGCUGGCCCUCAUCAACGUCCUCAACGCCCUGGCCGACGCAAAGGGCCGCAAGUCUCACGUGCCCUACCGGGACAGCAAGCUGACCCGCCUACUCAAGGACUCCAUCGGGGGCAACUGCCGCACGGUGAUGAUCGCUGCCAUCAGCCCCUCCAGCCUGGCCUACGAGGACACUUACAACACCCUCAAGUAUGCCGACCGGGCCAAGGAGAUCAAACUCUCGCUGAAGAGCAACGUGAUCAGCCUGGACUCUCACAUCAGCCAGUACGCCAGCAUCUGCCAGCAGCUCCAGGCUGAGGUGGCCGCCCUGAGGGAGAAGCUCCGAGUGUACGAGGCAGGGGCCCAGGCCCCGCAGCAGGACUCCUCGCAGCCCCCCAAAGCGGGCCCUCCACAUCAACCCCUUUCCAGCUGCCCCUCGCCAUCCCGCCUCCCCAGCCAGUCCUGCACCCCAGAGCUACGCCCAGGGUCGGCAGUCCUUCAAGAGGAGAGCCUGGGGACAGAGGCCCAGGUGGAGAAGGUCGUGGAAGGCAACUCUUCAGACAGGGAGCAGCCCCCAGAGGGCAAGGACGAAGGUCUGGCUGAGGAGGUUCCAAUCCAGGUGCCAGCACAGAACCUCAGACACCCAUUGCCCGGCUCCCCUGACCUGACCCUGCAGCCCAAACCAGUCGUGGACCACCUCCCACCACGGAACCUGGGCAGGGGCCGUUCUAAGCAGUUGGCUCUGAGGGUGUUGUGCCUGGCCCAGCGCCAGUAUUCCCUGCUCCAAGCAGCCAACCUCCUGACCCCUGACAUGAUCGCAGAAUUCGAGAUGCUGCAGCAGCUGGUACAAGAGGAAAACACUGAGCCUGGAGCAGAGGCCACCGGGGAGCCUGACCCGGCCAGGGGGUCACCUCUGGCUCAGGAGCUACGUUCAGAGUCAAAGUCUCUAGGAUACUCCGGCCCUGUGACCCGGACCAUGGCAAGGCAACUGAGUGGCCUCAUACACACUCUCGGGGUCCCACCCAGGCCUGACCGCACCUCAGCUCAGGCAUCCCAACGGCCCACAGAGAAGAAAAGGAGGAGACCGAGCCCCUUGGAGCCAGACAGCCCACCAGCCCCGAAGCCCGGGACCAAGCGCCAGCGCCAGUCCCUCUUGCCCUGCCUGAGGAGGGGGACCCCUCCUGAGGCUCGGCUUCCGGAAGGGCCCAUCACCCCCACAGGGGGACGGGCCUCCUCCCCCUGCCAUUCCCCUCACUUCUGCCCAGCCACAGUCAUCAAAAGCCGGGUGCCCCUGGGCCCUUCCGCUCUGCAGAACUGCUCCACCCCUCUGGCCCUGCCCGCACGGGACCUCAACGCCACCUUUGAUCUCUCCGAGGAGGCCCCCUCAAAGCUGGGCUUCCACGAAUGCGUUGGCUGGGACAGUGUCCCCCGGGAGUUGGACAGGCUGGAUCAGCCCUUCAUCCCCAGCGGACCCAGGCCCCUGUUCACCGUGAAGGGCCCCAAGCCGGCAACUUCCUUCCCUAGGACCUCAGCUCGCAAGAAGAGGCGCGUUGUGAGUUCCUCAAUCUCCCGCGGCCACAGUCGCAUCGCCCGCCUGCCCAGCAGCACCUUGAAGAGGCCAGCUGGGCCCCUGGCAAUCCCAGCCCCACCUUCUGCGAAGGGCCCCUGCUCCUUAGCAGGUGAAGAAGCUAUCACCCCUGAAGGCCUGGUCCAUCCUCCUACAGCCUGCAUGUGGUGGGUUGCCAGGAGUCCUGUCGUCAGAGAGAGCGUCUUAGUGGUCCCCUGGUCUUACAAGGCUCCAGGCUGAGGCUCCACCUGCUGGAACCCAUUGAAAUCUUCCUCCCACAGCUCCGAAAGCUCCCCUCCACCCCCGUUCGUGGCUUUCCCCU
Mesoplodon densirostris (Blainville's beaked whale) is the source of this 2961-nucleotide messenger RNA. RefSeq names its product kinesin family member 18B (gene KIF18B). The record is from RefSeq and is a predicted model, not a curated record. The transcript has 16 exons. The coding region runs from base 249 to 2879 and encodes 876 amino acids. Lineage: Eukaryota; Metazoa; Chordata; Mammalia; Artiodactyla; Ziphiidae. Gene Ontology annotation, molecular function: microtubule motor activity; ATP binding; microtubule binding. Gene Ontology annotation, biological process: microtubule-based movement.